AUGCCCCCGGCCCUGGGCGCCGUCACCCUCGCGUUCGCGACGGGCGAGUGCGGCGCCGAGCGGUGGGCCGGCAUCGAGGGGUCGUCGAUCGCGGCCGCCAACGUGCAGGCGCUGGUCACCGCCGGGAAGAAGUACGUGAUCAGCACGGGCGGGUCCGCCGGGAAGUUCACGUGCGGCACCACGGCGGGGUUCAUCGCAUUUGUCAGCCGCUACAUGAGUGCAAAUAUGAUCGGGAUCGACUGGGACAUCGAGGUCGGGCAGACGCAGGCAGAGAUUGACGCCAUCGUGAAACGCACCAAGGAGGCAGCCACAAGCUACCCACAAUUGAGCUUCAGCUUCACGAUAGCUACCUUCGGCGCAUCAACCACAUCCAGCAACCUCGGCAUCACGGGCGACGCCGUGGUCAAGGCCGUCCUCGCCGCAGGCCUCACCAAUUACAUCAUCAAUCUGAUGGUCAUGGACUACGGCGGCCCCAGCUCGUCCGUCUGCACCCUCGGCUCCGACGACCAGUGCGACAUGGGCGCGUCUGCCGCCUCUGCCGCCAACAGCCUCAACACUGCCUAUGGCGUGCCCUUCAACAGGAUCGCCCUGACCCCCAUGAUCGGCGGCAACGACGUCGUCAGCAACGUGUUCAAACUUGCUGACGUCACCACGCUCUCGGAUUACGCGAGUACUAAGGGCCUGGCGGGCGUCCACUUUUGGUCGUUUGACCGCGACAGGGACUGCCCAGUUGGGCCUGCAAACGCCACAUGCAAUUCGUACAACCAGGCCGGGACCCUGGGUUUCACGAAUGCCUUUGUCUCGAGGCUCGGCAGCGCGUGA
Monoraphidium neglectum is the source of this 822-nucleotide messenger RNA. Its product is annotated as chitinase. NCBI's taxonomy places the organism in Eukaryota, Viridiplantae, Chlorophyta, Chlorophyceae, Sphaeropleales, Selenastraceae. Bases 1 to 822 code for a protein of 273 amino acids. The transcript has 4 exons. The record is from RefSeq and is a predicted model, not a curated record.